AAGAGCGCCAGUCGUGUUCCGUUAUUAUCGAGCAAUGCAUUGUGGGAUUUCAAAAUGGAGCCGACCGUAAGUGUUAUGUAGCCGUACACUGUUGUUAACGGUUGUUAAUAGGAGGAGAAACCACUUUAAGUUAACACGUACUACUCUUCUGUGACAGUGUACAACAUGGGGUUGUUGUGUCUUGCCAGGAGAGCGUUCACGUCCGCCAGAAAAUACUCCGGUCGGUAUUUGUGCGUCACGUUUCUCUCCGGUGUUUUAGCUCCAGCAGGUAUCCGUGUCAAAAGGUACAGCCAGGAGACUGUCCAGAGACAUGUCCCUGGACAGUUUGUGUGCUAUCACUUACCUCACAGGACCUUAUUUAAAAUCCAGGGACAAGACACGAGCCCGUUUCUUCAGGGGAUUAUAACGAAUGACAUGGGGCUGCUGGAGGUGCCUGGAUUCUCAGCCAUGUACUCACAUAUGCUAAAUGUACAAGGAAGAACACUAUAUGAUAUCAUGUUGUACAGUCUAAAAGAAACUGAUGCAGGACAAGGUGUUUUCCUGGAGUGUGACAGCGCAAUUAAGGACUCAAUCUUGAGACAUUUGAAGAUGUACAAGCUCCGCAGAAAGGUCAACAUAAACCCCUGUCCAGAGCUCUCUGUAUGGGCGGUGCUUUCCAAGAAAAAGAACGCAGGUCAUGAGGCCAGUAAACCCGAGCUCUCUUCCCCAGACAAAGUUCUGGUAUGGGAGACUGAUCCUCGAACUCAGGAAAUGGGCUGGAGAUUGGUAUUGGAAAGUCAAAUUGACCCCUUGGAUAUCAUUGCAUUAUGUCAGAAAGGUGACACAGAAGAAUAUCACAGACAUCGCUAUGCAAUAGGACUUCCUGAGGGAGUGAAGGACCUUCCCCCUGGGGUGGCACUACCACUAGAGUCAAAUCUUGCCUACAUGCAGGGUAUCAGCUUUAGCAAGGGCUGUUACAUUGGCCAGGAGCUCACAGCUAGGACUCAUCACACUGGGGUGGUUCGGAAACGUCUGAUGCCAGUACGCUUUUCAGCUCCAGUCCAAGGCCUCGAGGAAGGAGCUGCGCUGCAAACGCAGUCAGGCAAGCCAGCUGGGAAGCACCGAGCAGGGGUUGGAGAGCUGGGUCUGAGCCUAAUCCGCAUGGCUCAUGCCAAAGAGGUGUUGACACUCAAAUCUUCUGACGACACCACAUUGGCACUUGAGGCCUCUGUGCCAGACUGGUGGCCUAAAGAUGUGAAAAUCAACUGAAGAGGAGGGUGUUUUAUAGGUCCCUCAAAUGUGACAUACAUCGCAUCUGACAGACAUUUAUCGUAGACAGAACCCUUAAGUACAGUAUGUACUGUCAUUGUUUAACAGCUGUGUGGCACUAAUCCAUGUGAGAGCAUUUGUUUUAUUUGCAAUAUAAUCAACUGUUAGUGACUUUUCCCAAAUUGUAAUGUAUUAUUUACCACAGAAUUAUGCUGUUUAAUUUAUCUAUUGCAGCACUUUACAACAGAAUAUAUCAACAGUGAUAUGUUAUUGUUAGUUGUUGAAUAAAGCACACAAACUCAA
This is a messenger RNA of Perca fluviatilis (European perch), 1551 nucleotides long. It is a transcript of the gene iba57, whose product is annotated as iron-sulfur cluster assembly factor IBA57. Gene Ontology annotation, molecular function: protein binding. The record is from RefSeq and is a predicted model, not a curated record. Lineage: Eukaryota; Metazoa; Chordata; Actinopteri; Perciformes; Percidae. The transcript has 3 exons. Gene Ontology annotation, cellular component: mitochondrial matrix. Bases 166 to 1248 code for a protein of 360 amino acids.